AUGAGCGGGCGCCCGGCAAAGCCGUACGAUGAUGAUGACGUGGAUGAGGAGCUGCUUGAAGAGGAAGAAGAUGUGGAAGAAGAAUUAGCGGAGGAGGAGGAGGAAGAGGAGGAGGAGGACGCAGACUCCAACAGCAAGAGUGGUACGAAGAAAGGCGGGCGAAAGAAGCAGAAGGACGACGACGAAGAGGAGGAGGAGGAGGAAGAGGAGGGACGCGAUGGCGCGGUGGAGAAGGAUGACACUAACAAGAAGCUGAAGAAGGCGUCGGACGAGGNGAGGACGCAGACUCCAACAGCAAGAGUGGUACGAAGAAAGGCGGGCGAAAGAAGCAGAAGGACGACGACGAAGAGGAGGAGGAGGAGGAGGAGGAGGAAGAGGAGGGACGCGAUGGCGCGGUGGAGAAGGAUGACACUAACAAGAAGCUGA
Messenger RNA from Trypanosoma grayi, 426 nucleotides. RefSeq lists its product as hypothetical. The coding region runs from base 1 to 426 and encodes 141 amino acids. NCBI's taxonomy places the organism in Eukaryota, Euglenozoa, Kinetoplastea, Trypanosomatida, Trypanosomatidae. The transcript has a single exon. The record is from RefSeq and is a predicted model, not a curated record.